This is a messenger RNA of Lontra canadensis (Northern American river otter), 644 nucleotides long. It is a transcript of the gene UPP2, whose product is annotated as uridine phosphorylase 2. NCBI's taxonomy places the organism in Eukaryota, Metazoa, Chordata, Mammalia, Carnivora, Mustelidae. The record is from RefSeq and is a predicted model, not a curated record. Gene Ontology annotation, cellular component: cytosol. The transcript has 4 exons. Gene Ontology annotation, molecular function: uridine phosphorylase activity. Gene Ontology annotation, biological process: uridine catabolic process. Bases 51 to 401 code for a protein of 116 amino acids.
CUUAUGUGUUCAUUUCUUCAGGGAAGCCAAGGAGAGGGUAAGAAAAAUCUAUGAAGAUGAAGCAUGGCACUGGCAUUCCCUCCAUUUCCAUUAUGCCUACGCUUCACAAACUCAUCAAAUUACUGUACCAUGUCUGGUGCUGUGAUGUUACUGUUAUCGGAACUGGUACAUCAGGGAGAAUAGUCUGGGGUCAACCAGGCGGAGCACUGGGGUCCUUUUCCAGAGAAGAAAAGUUACAUUGCUUGAAGGCCGCAUAUAAAGCCAGAGUCAGAAAUACUGAAAUGGAAUCAGCAAUGUUUGUUGCUCUGUGUAGAUUUUGUGGUCUAAAAGCUCCUGCUCUCCAUGUGACGCAUCUUGUUGGACUUAAAUGUGACCAGAUCAGCUUACCCCAUGAGCAAUAGCCUCAACCCCUAAUCUUCAACUUCAUCAAACAGCAGCUUGGAUUUCAUGACCAGAUGUCAUAACUGUGUAGCCCAAUCCUUCCCUGCAAGUUUGUAGUUCGAGUUGUAGUGCUGAAGUCAUGUAUUAUUUGUGACGUUUUUAUGUAGUUCUUAUCCAUGUGCUAUAAUCAUUACAGAGUGGUUUUAUAAAACCCCUUUCUCUUGAAAGAUGAAUUUAUUGUAAAGGAAUUUAAUGCUUAAUAU